AUGCUUCGAUCGAUUCUUGGCCUUCUUGCGGUUGGAGCUGUCUUCGUCGAUUCCAAGAAAUGUGUCGACGGAAAGGAUAACGUUAUCAAAAUCUACGACACAACGAAAGGAAAGGGUAAAAUUCUGGUGAAAGAUCUGGAAAUCGGAACUUACGAUAAAUACAAGAAGCCUAUUUGCUCUAAUGGAAAGCCGCAAUUCACAUUUCCUGGACACUUCAAGCCCGUGAAGGAAGGCAAGAACAAACUUAUGCUUGAGAUUUCGCUGGAGAAGAACUCGUUUAUGAUCGGCGUUGUGUGCGACAAAGGUGUUAGCAAGAAUCAGUUCGUCCCUAGUGAGAUCAACAUGAAUUUAUGCGAAAUAUCAUCAUUAUGCGGAAUGCUCGGUGUAAAAACGCCGUCUCCACUUGCGAUUGCUCCCUUCUUAGGGAAGGAGUUCGUUGACUUCGGGCCACUGCCAAUCCCACAACUCGGAGGUGAAUGGAAGAUGUCUGUAAAUCUCGUGCAAGGAGGAAAGAAGGUGGCAGGUCUUCGAGUAGGAACAACCGAUGAGUGGCUGGCAAUUGAGUCUCUGGAAGAUGACGGUACUGUAGAAAUGCCAGAGGAGGGCGCAGAAGAGCAUGAAGAAAGCGAAACUGUGGAUCAUGAGGAGCUUUAA
Ostertagia ostertagi is the source of this 654-nucleotide messenger RNA. The record is from the annotation of a GenBank genome assembly. Lineage: Eukaryota; Metazoa; Nematoda; Chromadorea; Rhabditida; Trichostrongylidae.